AGCUCUCUCUCUCUCUCUCUCUCUCUCUCUCUCUCCUCCUCCUCCUCCUUUUCUCCUUUUGCUUGAUCAGCAAGGCGAACAGCCGGGAUGUCCAGCGAGUCGGAGGAAUCCGUACGACGUCGUACAGCGCUCACGGAGCACCGUAAAAAGCUCCUCUCCCAUAAGGAGCUCGAAUCCAGAGUCCGAGCAGGGAGAGAGAACUUGCGGGCUGCAAAAAAGGAAUUCAAUAAAACUGAAGACGAUCUCAAGUCCCUUCAGAGCGUUGGCCAGAUCAUAGGCGAAGUUCUCAGGCCUCUUGACAAUGAACGAUUGAUAGUUAAAGCAAGCAGUGGACCAAGGUAUGUGGUUGGCUGUCGUAGCAAGGUAGACAAGGAAAAACUAACUUCAGGAACUCGAGUGGUGCUUGAUAUGACUACUCUGACAAUCAUGCGGGCUCUUCCUCGUGAAGUUGAUCCCGUUGUAUAUAAUAUGCUUCAUGAAGACCCGGGCAAUAUUAGCUACUCUGCAGUGGGAGGGCUGUCAGAUCAAAUUCGAGAACUCAGGGAAUCUAUAGAGCUGCCUCUAAUGAAUCCUGAGCUCUUUAUUAGGGUGGGAAUCAAACCUCCCAAGGGUGUUCUUCUCUAUGGACCUCCUGGUACGGGAAAGACAUUAUUAGCCAGAGCAAUUGCAAGCAACAUAGAUGCCAAUUUUUUGAAGGUAGUAUCAAGCGCAAUAAUUGAUAAAUAUAUAGGUGAAAGUGCAAGAUUGAUACGGGAAAUGUUUGGUUAUGCACGUGAUCACCAACCGUGCAUCAUAUUUAUGGAUGAGAUCGAUGCCAUUGGUGGACGUCGCUUUAGCGAGGGAACCAGUGCAGACCGUGAAAUCCAGAGGACCCUCAUGGAGUUGCUUAACCAGCUGGAUGGUUUUGACCAGCUUGGGAAGGUUAAAAUGAUUAUGGCUACAAACAGACCAGAUGUUCUGGACCCUGCACUUCUCCGUCCGGGGCGACUAGACCGGAAAAUUGAAAUUCCAUUGCCUAAUGAACAAUCCAGAAUGGAAAUCCUAAAAAUCCAUGCUGCUGGAAUUGCCAAACAUGGUGACAUUGACUAUGAAGCAGUUGUAAAGCUUGCUGAGGGGUUCAAUGGUGCUGAUCUUCGUAAUGUUUGCACUGAAGCUGGGAUGUCUGCAAUCCGUGCAGAGCGUGAUUAUGUCAUCCACGAAGAUUUUAUGAAGGCUGUCCGGAAACUAAAUGAAGCAAAGAAACUUGAAUCAAGCGCUCACUACAAUACUGAUUUUGGGAAGGAAUGAAACCCAGUUUAUCGUGCUCCUUUUAUUUCAAUCUUGUGCUUAGUUUCAUUGAAUUUGAAAUCUCCCAUCAAAGUCCCAUUCAUGGAAAUUUGAGAACCUACAAUUUAAAUUAUACUUGUCCACAAAAUGUGGGAUCUGCUUUUCCAUCCUCAAUUAUUUCAGGAUUUGCAUUAGCACAAAUUUCACUUUCUGUAGGUUAGAGAUCAACAAUUUUGUUGGUUAGAUUGUUAUUGAACUUAUUUUAUUUGCAAGCAAUAUGGGUCGCAAAUGUUAGUAAGCCCUUAUCCUA
Messenger RNA from Alnus glutinosa, 1576 nucleotides. Its product is annotated as 26S proteasome regulatory subunit 10B homolog A-like. Gene Ontology annotation, biological process: positive regulation of RNA polymerase II transcription preinitiation complex assembly. NCBI's taxonomy places the organism in Eukaryota, Viridiplantae, Streptophyta, Magnoliopsida, Fagales, Betulaceae. Gene Ontology annotation, cellular component: proteasome regulatory particle, base subcomplex; cytosolic proteasome complex. The record is from RefSeq and is a predicted model, not a curated record. Bases 88 to 1287 code for a protein of 399 amino acids. Gene Ontology annotation, molecular function: proteasome-activating activity; ATP hydrolysis activity; ATP binding. The transcript is spliced from 10 exons.